Trichoderma reesei QM6a is the source of this 354-nucleotide messenger RNA. RefSeq lists its product as uncharacterized. The annotation marks the transcript as partial. The record is from RefSeq and is a predicted model, not a curated record. The transcript is spliced from 2 exons. Gene Ontology annotation, molecular function: protein binding. NCBI's taxonomy places the organism in Eukaryota, Fungi, Ascomycota, Sordariomycetes, Hypocreales, Hypocreaceae.
GAUCCGGACGUUACCGACAGCCGUGGAAGAACGCCUUUAUCCUGGGCUGCCGAGGGCGAUAAGCCGGGGAUUGUUGUCACAUUGCUGGAGCAGGGUGCUGAUGGUGCCUACAUCGACGCAGCAGACGUUUCCGGACGCACUCCACUGUUACUCGCUGCAAAGAAUGGUUAUCGCCAAAUUGCCGAGCAUCUUCUGGAACAUGGUGCCAAUAUCGAGUCCAGAGACGACAACGGCAAUUCGUCGCUUUCCUGGGCCGUCAAGAUGGGACAUCGGGCUGUUGUCGAGCUGUUGGUUGAAUACGGCGCGGAUGCCCAAUCGGAAGAUGAUCGAGGACAAACGCCUCUUGCAUGGGCG